UCAAAUAAAAGGUUACGCCCACGUUGCAUAUAUCUAAGGCCAAAGGAACAGAGGGCCCUGCCUGCAUCACUCUGGUUUCUCCUCUGCUGAACUCCCUGAUUCCAUCUGCAAAAAUGAUGAAUGGUAUGGUUGUAAAAAACAUGUCCUUCAAGGUUGGACAGACCCUGACCAUUGUGGGAGUAGCCAAACCUGAUGCCUCCAAUUUUUCUAUAAAUAUUGGCCCCUCUGAGAAUGAGUUCACUUUUCAUAUGAACCCUCGCUUUAACGCCCAUGGAGACGAGAAUGCUGUGGUUUGCAACUCUUAUGAAGGAGGAAAUUGGUGCGAGGAGGUCCGUCAAGGGGGCUUUCCAUUUCAACUUGGAGAGGAGUUCAAGAUUAUCAUUGAGUUCAGCCCUGAGGAGUUCCUGGUGACUUUAUCAGAUGGCUCUCAAAUCCACUUCCCUAACCGCCUAGGUGCAGAGAAGUACUCGUGCAUGAGCUAUGAUGGGGAUGCUCGUAUUACAAGUAUCCAGAUCAAGUAAUUUUUGGAAGGGUGUACUGUUUUGUUUAAUUUUAUUUCAUUUUUUUUUACUUAUUCUGUCACAUUUUAUCCACAAAUUCAUCCUGGCUUGCAUCAUAUUGUAUCAUGUUAAAAUUUGACUUCUUAACAAGAUGAAAAAAACGAAAAUUAAUGCUGCAUUUGUUUGAAUUAGAUGGAAUAUUUAAAAUAUAACUGCCAGGUUAAAAUGUUUAAUGUUGAAAGAAAACAUGUGGAAUGACGCUCACAAAUGACAUCCUUUAAUGUGAUGUGGGUCUAAAGCCCCUGUCGUUAGACUGUUUAUGUUGCAGUGUUUAGUUAAAAAGUAGUCGGUGACCAGUUGCUCUCUAAAGUUGCCUCAACAUGCUGCAUGUUCUACUUGUUUUCCCUGCCACACAUUCCACCUCUGUGACCUUUAGGAAGUUUGUCUGUAACGAUGUGGAUUAAAGUUCACCCUUUCAUGAUG
Messenger RNA from Cynoglossus semilaevis (tongue sole), 983 nucleotides. RefSeq names its product lectin, galactoside-binding, soluble, 2a (gene lgals2a). The transcript has 4 exons. Gene Ontology annotation, molecular function: carbohydrate binding; galactoside binding; laminin binding. The record is from RefSeq and is a predicted model, not a curated record. Lineage: Eukaryota; Metazoa; Chordata; Actinopteri; Pleuronectiformes; Cynoglossidae. Bases 114 to 521 code for a protein of 135 amino acids.